AUGCCGUCUUCUACUACUCUGACAACGAAGGUAGCCACUGGCUCACCGUAUCAGCUGGAUAACCCUCAGGUUGUGAAAGCUUCCACCGCCCUGCUGCGCCAUAUCAAGUCCAACCAGGAAGAGAAGGAGAAGACGGCGACUAAGAAGACUUUGAUUGGUGAUAAUGACUCGGAUGAUGAAGACACUCCUAUCAACAAUGAGGCGGUCUGGUUGUUGCUUACGACCAAGAAGCACGUUGUGGACAAGAACCGCCUGAAGCCUGGCAAGAUCGUUGUCCCCCACUCUCUUCACACAUCUCCCUCUCUCAGCAUCUGUGUGAUCACCGCCGAUCCUCAGCGCGGAUUCAAGGAUGUCGUUGCCGACCCCGCCUUCCCUCAGGAACUUUCGUCGCGUAUCGAGAAGGUCAUUGGCUUCAGUAAGCUGAAGGCCCGUUACCAAAGUUUCGAAAGCCGUCGCCAAUUAUUUUCUGAGCACGAUGUCUUCCUUGCCGAUGACCGGAUUAUCACUCGCCUGAUUCCCACUCUUGGCAAGAUUUUCUACAAGUCCAGCAAGCGUCCGAUUCCCAUCCGUAUCGCCGAAAUUGAGAAGGUCGAUGGCAAGCGCGUCAAGAAAGACCCUAAGCAGAAAAAGCCCGCCAAGGAUGAAAAGAAGGCAUCUUUCGCCGCGCCUCUGAUUUGUGCGAAGGAGAUUGAGCGCACUCUGCACUGUGCCGCCGUCCAGCUGGCACCCUCUACUUCGUCCGCUAUCCGUGUGGGCUCCUCCAAUUUCACCGCCGAGCAAUUGUCCGAGAACAUCAGUGCCGUCGUGAACGGCAUGGCCGAGAAGUUCAUCAACAAGGGCUGGAGGAACAUCAAGGCAAUCCACGUCAAGGGUGCAAACACCAUGGCUCUUCCUAUUUGGCUGGCCAAUGAGCUGUGGGUGGAAGACGGCGACGUGGUGGAGGAAGAUCAGGCUGCAGCUAUCGAGGAAGCAUCCAAGGCUGGCAAGAAGCGCAAGUCCACUGGCGAAGAGAAGCUCCUCGAGGCCAAGAAGACCAAGAAGACCAAGUCCGCCGAGGACGAGGAUGAGGCCGGGGCUGCCGCUGCCAGGAAAGAGAAGCUCCAGAAGCAAAAGGCCAAGGCUCUCGAGGAUGGUGAGCCUAUUGUGGCCGAAGCCGCAAAGGCUGGCAAGAAGAAGAGAAAGUCUACCUCAUAG
Molecule: messenger RNA, 1194 nt
Organism: Penicillium oxalicum
Lineage: Eukaryota; Fungi; Ascomycota; Eurotiomycetes; Eurotiales; Aspergillaceae
Exons: 2
Coding region: 1-1194 (397 amino acids)
Source: RefSeq, a predicted model, not a curated record